Molecule: messenger RNA, 1195 nt
Organism: Dendrobium catenatum
Lineage: Eukaryota; Viridiplantae; Streptophyta; Magnoliopsida; Asparagales; Orchidaceae
Product: protein THYLAKOID ASSEMBLY 8-like, chloroplastic
Exons: 3
Coding region: 200-970 (256 amino acids)
Molecular function (GO): protein binding
Source: RefSeq, a predicted model, not a curated record
GCUGACUUCUUUGAAGUAAAUUUGCAAAAUAUAUGUAUGCUCAUUUGCAUUUAUCCAUCAUUAUAUUUUUGAAGAGCCAACUGAAUUAUACAUGCAUACCAUAAUUUCUUGAAUUUCUAUGUUGAACUUUAUAAACUAAUUUGGAAUUGAUUGCCAUUUGAUUAGGGUUUUUGGAGCUGUUAAAUAAAAAAUUCCAUCAAUGGCCAUACGUGCUCUCUUUCAAGCAAAAAACUCCAAUAUCUCCGCAUCCAUUUUUGCAAUCCUUGCAAAACCUCUUCAUCAAUUUUCUCAUCCUCUUAAAUGCAAGUGCUUAUAUGGAGAACUUGUUUUGAAAGAGCCAAUCAUGGAGCUACAACAACGCCUCUACCAUGAUGGGAGGCCGAGGGGUCCCCUAUGGAGGGGAAAGAAGCUACUUGGGAAGGAGGCGCUCUUUGUGAUACAGGGAAUGAAGAGGUUCAAGGACAAUGACGAGAAGCUUGCCAGGUUCAUCAAGUCCCAUGUCUUGCGGUUGCUGAAACUGGAGAAGAUCACAGUGCUCAAUGAGCUUGAGCGGCAACAAGAGGUCGGAUUGGCACUCAAGAUGUUCAGGUUAAUUGAAAAGGAAGACUGGUUUAAACCAGAUGUGUUUCUGUACAAGGAUUUGAUUAUUUCUUUAGCAAAGGGUCAAAAUAUGGAAGAAGCUAUGCAAGUGUGGGAUAGCAUGAAGGAAAAGGAGUUAUUUCCUGAUUAUCAAACUUAUGCAGAGGUUAUCAGGGGAUUUCUCAGAUUUGGUUCACCAGCUGAUGCAAUGAAUAUUUACGAGGACAUGAAAAAAUGUCCUGAUCCCCCGGAAGAGUUACCCUUCAGGGUACUAUUGAAGGGACUUGUACCCCACCCUCUCUUCAGAAAUAGGGUAAAACAAGACUUUAUAGAACUCUUUCCUGAGAGGCACAUUUAUGACCCUCUAGAAGAGACUUUUGGCAUGCAAUGAGGUAUAUUUGCCCUAAACCCUAAUCCCAUCAGUUUGAAAGUUAUGUAGUACCUUGUAUGUUUGAUUCUUUUAUAUUUUAUUCACCAUGUUUAAUAUCUUAGUGGAGAAAGAAGUACCUAUCACUUGUAGUUUUCUUCUUAUAGCUUAUAUGAUGCUAAUAGUUUGUGUAUUCUCUUUCUGCUUUUAAGGAAGGUUAGAUGUUUAAGGUUAUCAUAAUUUGUUUUC